AUGUCAUCCGGAACUCAAGGCAACAACGGUACCCUCGUCGUAGCAGGUCCCGAUACAAUUCAGGUCGCCGACUUCUACGUCAAGGCUUCCAUUCUACACCCACUGGUCAUCGGCUCGAUUGCGAUCAUCGUUCUAUUCACUUUUCUGCGUUUCAUCAGCAAUCGCUCCAUCGCAGCAAUGAAUGUCACAGACUGGAUAGCAAACGUCGCAAUCGGAAGUACUCUGGCAGGCAUCGUCAAUGGUAACUCACUCGCUCGCGGUAUGCUUGGACUUGCCACCAUUCUGGGAUUCCAAUUCCUCAUGUCUUUCAUUGGAGCUCGUCUACCCGCUCGACAUGGCUGGAUUUUGUCCUCACCACCAAUCAUCAUUGCUUUUCGGGGUCGUCUUUUGUCCAAAGUUAUGGCUACACAUCGAAUCUCUCUGGGCGACUUUUACGCUUCCUUGCGACAAAAAAACAUACUCGAUAUCUCUCAGGUAGAAUGUGUCUUUAUAGAGGCAAAUGGAUCAUUCUCGAUAUACACAAGAAAAGAGGUGGGCACGUGCGAGAAAGUUGGCGUGCUGAUGCAGGUGCCGGGUUACAAGGCUCUUUGUGAGGACGCCGAUACCAGGAUUGACGCGCUUGACGAUGACAAGCGUAAAACAGAAGGUAGAUGCGACGACGAACAGAAUGAUGUGGCAGGUGACGCUUGCUGAGUGGGCC
Molecule: messenger RNA, 700 nt
Organism: Aureobasidium pullulans EXF-150
Lineage: Eukaryota; Fungi; Ascomycota; Dothideomycetes; Dothideales; Saccotheciaceae
Exons: 1
Coding region: 1-693 (230 amino acids)
Source: RefSeq, a predicted model, not a curated record